AUCACUGCAAUUUUGUAAUGGGGCUGUGAAGGCUAUAUAAGUGAAGGGACAACCCAUCUCCUGAUAGUUAGAUCUUGUGGUCUCUGGGGACAUUGCUUCAACACUAAGUGUAUGGAAUAAGAUUUUCCGUGUUAUAAGAGCAGCAUGUUCACUUUGAGAAGCACAAUGUCCACUGCCUUGAGAUGUCCCUUUCUGUCCCGAAUUCCGGUCAACCAGGUCAGAAAGACGGCCAAUCAGUUGAUGACCUAUGCAGAGAGAUGUCCAGUAAUGGUACAUGCCAUGAACUACAUGUCCACUCCAGACAUGAUGACGGUGACAGAUGAGCCCUUGGAGAAGCAGUGUCCAUUCUUUGCUAAGGAAGGGCUGGCCAUUAAGGAUGUUAAGAACCAUGUCUCCUCAAUGAAGGAUGCUAUUACUAAGAAAGAAGCAGUGGCCCAGCCAGAUAUGACCGUUACCAAGGCAACAGCUGCGGAGGCUGAGAUUGCUGCCCCUAAAUACCCAUCAGGCAUCACCGUGGAGAAAACUCUGGAAUACAUGAAGCAGUGGGGGAAAGGCAACAAAAAAGAGUUGAAAACUGAAGAGGAGAGCCAGGAGGAGACAACUGAGGGUCAACAAAAGCUGUUCAACUAUGAGGAAUUCUUUGAGGGGGAGAUAAACAAGAAGAAGAAUGACCAUACCUACCGUGUGUUUAAGAAUGUCCAGCGGCGGGGGAGGGAAUUCCCUUUUGCUGAGGACCACUCCACAGGAAAGAAGAAGGACAUUACUGUCUGGUGUAGCAAUGAUUACCUGGGGAUGAGCUGGCACCCCAAGGUCAUCAACGCUGUCAGUGAAGCUCUGAAGAAGCAUGGAGCUGGUGCAGGAGGAACUCGAAAUAUUUCUGGGAAUUCCCCUCUCCAUGAAGGACUGGAGGCGGAGCUAGCUUCACUUCACCAGAAAGAGGCUGCCCUAGUAUUCACUUCCUGUUACGUAGCCAAUGACACUUCUCUGUACACUCUAGGAAAAGCUAUACCAGGUGUCCAUAUGUUUUCUGAUGCUGGAAACCAUGCCUCCUUGAUUCAAGGUAUACGGAACAGUGGUGUCCCUAAGCAUAUAUUCCGACAUAAUGAUCCACUGCAUCUUGAGGAACUACUGAGGAAAGUGGACAAGAGUGUCCCAAAGAUAGUGGUGUUUGAAACUGUGCAUUCCAUGACAGGUGAUGUGUCCCCCCUGAAUGAGAUGUGUGAUGUGGCCCACAAGUAUGGGGCUAUUACGCUUGUUGAUGAGGUCCAUGCUGUGGGCCUUUACGGUGACCAUGGGGCAGGAAUUGGGGAGCGAGAUGGAUGUAUGCACAAGAUUGACAUUAUAUCAGGAACUCUUGGGAAAGCCUUUGGUAAUGUUGGUGGAUACAUUGCCUCCUCUGCUCGUACUGUAGAUAUGAUUAGAAGUUACGGGGCAGGCUUCAUCUUCACUACAAGUCUCCCUCCCACCACUCUGGCAGGGGCACUGGCCUCCAUUAGGGUUUUGCGGAGUGAAGAAGGCAGACAGCUGAGGGAACGCCAGCAGAGUAACGUUAAAUAUCUGAGAAGUAACUUGAUGGAGGCUGGUAUACCCGCUCUUCACUGCCCCAGUCACAUUAUUCCUAUCCAUGUUGGAGAGGCUGCAUUGUGCACACAUCUAUCAGCUGAGCUCAUGAAUAAACAUGACAUCUAUGUCCAGGCUAUUAAUUACCCAACUGUGGCCCGGGGGCAGGAGCGCCUCCGUGUAGCCCCCACCCCUCACCACACCAAGGCCAUGAUGGACUACUUUGUAGCAUCAGUGGUCAGUGUAUGGAAGGAGAAUGGUCUGGAGCUAAACAGAGAGCGGUCAGUUUGUCCUGAGGAAUGCGAGGUCUGUCAGAAACCACUGGAUAUCCAGAUCUUACAGGCCGUGGAGAAAGUGUGUGGACGCUCCAACUGUACAUAUGCCUCACUCCAGGAAAACAUCGCCUUUGCUUAAAGGGAGGCAACUCAAGGAAACAGUUGGAAAAAACAUUAAAAAAUCAAUAAAAAAAGGAAAAUGGGAAAAUGUUAUUAAAAAAUAUAUAUGGGGGAAAUAUCUAAAUAAUGACAAAAUGUUGUUAUUAAAUAAGUCUUAUAAUUUUUUUUUUUUUUUUGAGAGAGAUGUGACAGUUAUUUUAUUUUUAUACUAGUAGUGAGAGAUAAUUAUUUUUUUUAUUGUUUAUCUGAAGAAAAAGUUACAAGUUUUGUCCUGAUUAAGAAAAAAGUAUCUCUAAACUGAACCUGUAAAUUAUCUUAAAGUCAGACUUUGUAGCUUUGUGUUGGUUGUAUAAUUUUGUAGCCUUCACUUUUAAUGAAGUAUAUCUUGCAAAAAUAGGUUUUAGUAUAAAUUUUAAGUUCCUAUAGGUAUUUUUUAGAAAACUAGCUAGCAUAGCUUAUUACAGCACUGUAGUAUUCCAAAAUGUGUGACUUCAUUGGGAUGAUGCAGUUAUUUGAUAAAUUUUUUUUCUGAGAGGAAUCUCAUCAUAUACUUAAAGCUAUUAUAUGUAGGCAUUUGUAUCACUGGACAUGAUUUUAAUACGUACAUUAGUCGAUGAUGAAUGAUAUACAAUCUAUGUAUACCUCCAUUGUAUCUGUUAAUAUCAAAGGCUUGGAAAACAAGAUUUGAUUUGUUAUAUUUAUAGACAAAGAUCUCUAAGUUAUAGAUUGUUGUUGUAUUCUGUCUUUAUGAUGAAAUAUAUCAGUCAUGUUCUUCCUGUUUAAUUAUUCCCCUUUUGGACACCCCUGAAGUAUUUUGAAUUGUGAAUUACAUGCUCCCUUCUUUUUUUUUUUAACUCUCAAGGAUACACAUCUAGUAUGAAUUUUAGUCAGCUCAGGUGUUUAUUUGGAGAAAUAAAUUAUGGUUAUUGUUAACUUAAUUUAAAACUAACUUAAUAUAUUUAAUGUAGUAAUUUAAGCUUUUUAUUUUAUUAUAUAUUAAAUUCAAAUUAGUGGGCAAUUUAGUUUUCGUUAAAUUUUACUCUUCAUAAGUGGUGAUGGUAUUUU
Saccostrea echinata is the source of this 3020-nucleotide messenger RNA. RefSeq names its product 5-aminolevulinate synthase, erythroid-specific, mitochondrial-like. The record is from RefSeq and is a predicted model, not a curated record. NCBI's taxonomy places the organism in Eukaryota, Metazoa, Mollusca, Bivalvia, Ostreida, Ostreidae. Gene Ontology annotation, cellular component: mitochondrial matrix; mitochondrion. The transcript has 12 exons. Gene Ontology annotation, biological process: erythrocyte development; hemoglobin biosynthetic process; heme biosynthetic process. Gene Ontology annotation, molecular function: 5-aminolevulinate synthase activity; pyridoxal phosphate binding. The coding region runs from base 145 to 1974 and encodes 609 amino acids.